Fusarium oxysporum Fo47 is the source of this 1812-nucleotide messenger RNA. Its product is annotated as potassium channel family protein. Gene Ontology annotation, biological process: stabilization of membrane potential; potassium ion transmembrane transport. The record is from RefSeq and is a predicted model, not a curated record. The coding region runs from base 1 to 1812 and encodes 603 amino acids. Lineage: Eukaryota; Fungi; Ascomycota; Sordariomycetes; Hypocreales; Nectriaceae. Gene Ontology annotation, molecular function: potassium ion leak channel activity. Gene Ontology annotation, cellular component: membrane. The transcript is spliced from 3 exons.
AUGGAUCCCCUCGAUGAGGAAUAUUUUAAUCAACAUGUGCACUCCGGCACAGACACUGCUACUACCCAGACAGAAAAGCUACACAAUGGCGAUGUUUCACAUGAGCCCAGGUUAUUGAUCAUCGAGGGUAUCCAGCUCUUAGUCGGUACCAUUGCGAAUCUCUUCCUUCUUCUCAAUAUGGCGAGACGGGUCCGUUUCGGUCUAGCUCUGCCUAUCACGAUAUUUGGAUGGUAUACCUCUUCAAUCUGUCGUAUCGCUCUAAGCGCUACUGUCGCUCGGCCUUUCAAAGACAAAGGAGUAUCUAAUGAAGAUAUCAUUUGGUCUCAAUCCUUCUACUAUGGAAUGUUUGCAGCCAUACUCUAUUUUGCCGAUGCGUCACUCCUUACUAUCACUUUUUGGGGCGCUUGUACGCAUCGCUAUCACAAGGACCUGCUACUAACCAUGAGUCAACGCACCCUCAUGCUUCAGAGCAUCUUACUCCUGAUAUACAUCCUUCUUGGUGCCUAUAUCUUCUCUGAUAUUGAGUCCUGGAAAUACCUCGAUGCUGUAUAUUGGACAGUGGUUACGCUUUUCACCGUUGGCUUUGGGGACUUUUACCCCACGACUGACCUGGGGAGAGGACUCUUGAUACCGUUUGCCCUAGCUGGGAUUAUUUCUCUGGGCUUGGUAAUCAGCUCAGUUAGGAGUUUGAUCCUUGAGAAUGGGAAGAGAUGCAUUGGGGCGAGGAUAGACAUUAGGAAGCGAGACAAACUUAUCAGGAAGAUGCCCCUCAAAUGCAACAUUAACACGCUGGACCCUAUCUAUCAAGACUUGCAGACGCCACACGCAAGCUCGGCCGAAUUACAACAACGCGAGUUUGAACGCCGCAGAGCUGAAUUUCAGUUAAUGCGAAGAAUUCAGGCCAAGUCUUCCACACGCAGAAGAUGGGUAGCCAUGGCCAUUUCGACGUUCUUAUGGCUCCUUUUAUGGUUAUUAGGCGCUUUAAUCUUCCAAAAGGCUGAACAGGCCUACCAAGGCUGGACAUACUUUGAUGCGGUGUAUUUCUGCUUCGUGGCCUGGACGACUAUUGGAUACGGGGAUUUAACUCCAGUAUCUAAUCUCGGAAGAUCGUUCUAUGUGUUUUGGUCUCUCCUUGCUCUGCCGACCAUGACCAUCCUUAUAUCGAACGCGAGUGAUACUGUGGUUAGGAUUGUGCGAGAUGUAACUAUUCUCAUUGGAAAUGUUACAAUUUUGCCGAAUGAUCGGGGAUUUGGUAGGAAUGUGAAGAGUCUUGUUAGCAAAAUUACAUUUGGCAAGAUAUUCAGAGACCACAGCACUGGAUCUGAUGGCACAGCGGCGUCUUCGAAAGCCAUUGAUCAACCAUUGCCUACCGGUCAACCUCCUUUCGCGAUAUCAAAUUCACGGAGCAUUCAACCUCAUGCGCGUCUCGCCUCCUGUUUGCAGAAUAAUCUUGAGAAUCUUCCCCUGGGGCCCGAUUUACAAUUUCUUCUAAUGUCCGAGAUUCGUGUCAUUAUUGACCACCUCAAAGAGUCCAAGCCUCACCACUAUACUUUCGACCAGUGGGCCUGGUAUCUCAAGCUUAUUGGAGAAGAUGAGCAUAACCCAAGAACACACUGUAGAAUUAACCAGCAGAAAGAUGGCCAUAACGUCUCAGAAAAAUGGUCGUGGAUUGGGAAUGUGAGUCCUUUGAUAAGUAGCAAGGGAGAAAGUGAAUGGAUUCUGGGAAAGCUGAUGGAUAAGCUUCAGUCAACGUUAAUGGAAGAGAACAGAGGGCACGGGGGUGAGUUUGACUCCGGAGGUACAGCGUGUUGA